Pecten maximus is the source of this 855-nucleotide messenger RNA. RefSeq lists its product as uncharacterized. The transcript has a single exon. Bases 1 to 855 code for a protein of 284 amino acids. The record is from RefSeq and is a predicted model, not a curated record. Lineage: Eukaryota; Metazoa; Mollusca; Bivalvia; Pectinida; Pectinidae.
AUGGAGUGUUCAUCUCUCUGCCCGACACCGUUCGGUACGUGGCUCAGCGAAGCUGAAUCCAAGGUACUGUUGCUUGUCGACUUCCAAGGUCAAAUUAUCCAGAAGGUCAAACAUUCCUGUGAUAUCACCGACAUCAGUGUUUCACCAAAAACACAUAAUGUGUGGUUUUGCUGUGCCGGGAAUAGGACCAUCUAUGAAUAUUCGUCCUCCAGUGCACACGGUCCAAUGUUUGAAACAGAAAGUUGUCCAGCAUGCCUCUGUGUCACAAAGGACGAACAAAUAGUGGUAUGGACGAAAGAUCCGGAUUUCCUACACGAGAGGGUGUUUAUCUUCACAACAGCAGGCAAAGUGGUAUUUUCAACUUGUCCAAUGGACCAAGAGGCAUGGCCGGUACGAACUCCGUUCACCAUCACACAAUGUUCAGUGACUGGCAACCUUGCUCUUCUCUGUAGAGGGAGUACCAACGACGAAGACGCCUGUGGCAAGAUAAAUGUUUACAACCAGGAACUGAUCUUCCAAUUCUCCUUCAGUGGAGAUGGUGAGGCCACUGGGCAACCUUCUUUUGUUCCGUGGUCAGUGGUAUACGACAGCAAGGGGAAUCUGGUAGUAGGGGACGAACAGGGGAAUAAAAUCCACCUCGUCAAUGGGACAGGGAAUUACACGAGAACACUUAGAUUUGGAGUACUAACUGACAAUUUAGCUUUAGGCAUUCAGUCGGAUGAUGUGUUGUGGCUGUGCUUUUAUUCCGUCAAAGCUGAGAAACGAGGAAUAUUUGGAAAAGUUGUACGAAAGUUGUCUGAUUCUUCGUCAGAUUUACCAAAAACGGAAAUAAAGACAAUGAAGUAUUACAAAUAA